AUGUUCACUUAUUAUCGAAUCGUCAUUCUGAUCGUCUCAUUUUUUGCUUUGAGUGCCCUCUCAUCCAACUAUCUCAUCAUAAAUCUCACUUUCAUUUGUAUGCAAGAUGAUCUCAAAGAUGGAAUGACGAGUGCAAAUCAAACUCUCGUCAGCCGUUAUGCAUAUUCUCCAUCUGAGAAAAGUCUUAUCAUCUGGGCAGUGGCCAUCGGAACAGUUAUCGGCACUUUCCCUUUCAAUUUCGCUUUUAUCCGAUGGGGAGCCAAAAUCCCAUUCCUUAUUGGUGGAGUCCUUUCGAUAAUCUCCACCGGUUUAACACCUUUGGCCGCUUCACUGUCGCUGCCGUUCUUAUUAGUACUUCGAUUGAUACAGGGAAUCGCCUAUUCAGCUGAUUUCUCAGCAAUCGGCGUCAUCACAUUGAGAUGGGCUCCCCUCGAUGAGAUGAGCAUCUUUAUCGCUGUGAUGACCUCCUUCAUUAGCUUCUCCACAUUUAUCACAAAUUCCGCAUCAGCAUGGUUCUGUACGUCGUCGCUUGGUUGGAGAUGGGCUUUCUACUCACAUACCAUUGCUACCGUAGUUAUCUUCAGUCUCUGGAUGUUGAUCUACAAAGAUGACCCAACAAAGCACAAAAGAGUGACAAGGGACGAGUUGAAGAAGUUGCAAAAAGACAAAACAAAAGCCGAGCUGGAGAUCGAUUAUUUUGUGCCGUACACGGCAAUCCUGAAAAAGGUGAGCGUCUGGGUGCUUUGGUUAAACGGUUUGGCGUUGAUCUCGUCGUUGACCUUUUUGAUUAUUUACAUGCCAAUGUAUCUACAUGAUGUCCUCAAGUUCGAUGUUUCCACAACGGGAAUGCUUGCCGCCAGCGGCCCUCUCAUACACACGCUCACCAAAUAUGUUUCCGGGUUUUUCAGUGACAAAGUCAAAAUCAUCAGUGAAAACAAAAAGCUUCAAAUUUGCAAUGUGCUGGCAACUGGCGUGCCCGGAAUUCUAUUCGUUUUGAUCGGCCUAGCUAGGCAUCAACAAUACGCGCAUUUUGUGCUCUCUGUGAUCCAAUUCAUGAAAUCGGUGGCUCUUUUCACAGCGCCCAUCAAAUGGUAUCUCUUCAUCCGGAAUGAAAGAGAUAUCACCGAAUGGUCCUACUCAUUUUAUCUCAACGGAUUUUUGUUGAUUCUGUCCUCAAUCCUCUUUUUUUUCUUCUGCAAUGAUCAACCGGCCGAAUUCACGAAAAUCACGCGCGACAAUCCGACUGGAGCCAAAUUACUAGAAGAAAAUCAACAAGAUGACGAAGGAGAUGGGAUCGAAGAAAGCGAU
Mesorhabditis belari is the source of this 1308-nucleotide messenger RNA. The record is from the annotation of a GenBank genome assembly. NCBI's taxonomy places the organism in Eukaryota, Metazoa, Nematoda, Chromadorea, Rhabditida, Rhabditidae.